Messenger RNA from Folsomia candida, 4901 nucleotides. It is a transcript of the gene disp, whose product is annotated as protein dispatched homolog 1. The coding region runs from base 710 to 4210 and encodes 1166 amino acids. The record is from RefSeq and is a predicted model, not a curated record. Lineage: Eukaryota; Metazoa; Arthropoda; Collembola; Entomobryomorpha; Isotomidae. The transcript is spliced from 12 exons.
GCUAUUUUCUGUUAAAGGAUGAUUCUUCAAAGGAAAAACCUAUAUUGCCAUCGUCAUAUUCAUUCCAUGCAUGCCAUCAUGUUACCAUUUUCCACUGAAUAAUAUCACAUCAUCAAGUUGUAGUUUGUAUGAACAAGCAGACUAGAAAAACUAUGUAGGUAAUAAGGGUUGAUGCAAUACUGGAUUGGAUACCCAACCCUGUCCAGGUUAUUUUCUUGUUGUUUUUAACCAGUUACCUGAUUAUACACCUGGAUUUUGGGAGUUAUGUACAUAUUGUGACUAGUGGGAUAGAAGUUUACAUGCAUUAUAUUCACAAGAAUUCUCAGUAUUAAUGCAACAACGGGGCUGUAUCAUGGCUCGACUUGUAGAAGUGGGGUGAUCGAUACUUAAUUUCAUUUACAAAUAUGGGGUCCACCAAUUGAGCAUGAUGAUAAGAAGUUCUUCGAGUUAGUUGUUGAAUUUUGUUUGUUUGUACAAGAAUUCAUUGAACUCGAUCUACUGCUGCUGGAUAAAAGAAAGGUGGACACGAAGGUCAGAGUUUACGCGAAAAAUGUAUCUUUAGUGCUACACGCGUGGACUUACUAGCCAAACCCUGCAAAAAUGACGCGAAUUUUAUUUCGAUACCGAUUGAAGAAUAAGUACAGGUGACACACGGACAAGGGUGUAACUCACCAAACAUCAAACUUGUUGUAAUAACAAAAACAAAAAGAUGAGCUCUCAGAGAAACGGAUGCUGUUGGAGGUUUGCUGGGCGUAAACGAGGAUGCUGCUGCUCCUCCAGUGAUCACAAUUCUACCGGAAAUGGUGAAGAGGAUAACGAAAUUUCCUCCAGGAUCGUUCAGGAUAAAAAAGAAAAACCAUCUCCGGCAUUAAGCUUUGUGGCGAAAACAUUUAGUCGAAGACCAUUUCUUGUCCUGUUUAUCACGCUGAGCGUAUCCACAAUCGUUUCAAAGUUUGGCAUCAGUGAGUAUGGCUUUCCUGAUUUUGAAGACCCCUACUUGGGAUUCGAGACGAGAUUCACUCCAAUCGCAAAACGUCUCAUCACACUGGAAAACUUGCGAAAAGAUGUUAAUAAACUUGAGUCACUUGAGAACUACCCUGGAGAAAAACUGACAGGAAGAGAAUUUAGAAGAAAAAGGAAGAAACGAGAUGUGUACGAUGACGGAUACGAUGAGAUUGUGGAAAAUCAAUCUUCAGAUGAUGACAUUGACCCAUUAAUAAGUGCUGGAUACUGUACCAAAGCUCCUCUUGACGAAUAUUCCCGAGUUGCACUGGAAAUCGCAAUGCCCAAGGAUGUGUUCUCUCAUGAAAUUGUGAUCUCUAUCUGCUACUUUCAAAAGCUCACCGAAGUACUUCCUGAAUACGGCAAGGUUUGUGAACAUGAUGACAACGAAAACUGCUGUCCCAUGUGGUCUCUUCCGAACUAUAUUGCAGAGUACACUAAUAAUACUGACUGCAGUACUAUCAAGGAGUACGACAUUCAGCUAUUCAAGGAAGGCAUGCAUUUUUGCAGAGAUCUGUACCGUGAUCCAGCAAUGUUUGAAGCAUGCACUCUCAAACACGAACUCUGUCGCCACAAGUGCCAUCGCGACGAAGCCAUUUAUUCCGCCAUGUUCUUAACAGUUGACAAAGGUUAUUCUGCAGACGAGGAUAUUAUGUUCUCCAUAAUCAUACUGCCAACUCCGAAAAGUCGUGGAUCUCGGUCAAGAACAGCCGCCCUGCAAACUGCAUUAAUUAAUAUCAAGUUGCCAGAAGUGUCAGUUUCUUUGGCAGGUUUUGAUUUUGGUGACAAAGACUUGGUUUUCAAGCGAUAUUUGAUCUCGGAUCUUCAAUACGUAGUAGCUGGAUCUGCCAUAAUUUUCUUGAUUUUGGUCGGCUACACAAAAUCUAUUAGUGUUUCAUUAAUUUCCUUUCUCGUUUUAGUUUUAUCAUUAGGAAUUUCUUAUUUUCUGUAUACUGCUAUAUUUCGUAUUCCUUAUUUUCCCUUCAUGAACAUGUUGGUCAGCAUAAUUGUAAUGGGAAUUGGGACGGACGGAACGCUUAUUUUAGGCGCAGAGUGGCAAAGAUUGAAAUCCAAGUACAAAGAUCCCGACCAAAAAGCUUGGGACAAGAUGAUGCUUCUUUUACUUCAAGAAACCACUGCCCCAUUAGUGGUCACCACAUGUACAACGGCUGGAGCAUUCUUUGCGUCGCUGACGAGUUCCAUCACUACAAUUCGAUGUUUUAGUAUAUUUGCGGGGACCUCAAUCAUUGUCGGAUUUAUUCUGCUGUAUUUCUGUGUGCCAACAACGUUACUCUUAAGUGACAUGUGCAUCUCAUACCUCACGUCACUGUUUAGUGAUUCUGAUUUAUCAACGAGCUCCCAACAACCUUCCACCCAGAAUGGAAAGAAGAUCUCUUCAAAAGUGAUAAAGUUUGUGGUCUCAAUUAAAUCCUUCAGUGUAAUUAAAUGUCCAGACAAAGUAAAAAACGCGUUCCAAAAACAGAGCACAGUUUUGUGGACAGCAUCGUUCCUAAGUCUACUCAGUAUUUUAAUGUGGGCGUGCUUAGUUUUGUUUCAUGAACCAGGUUUUCAACUCCCAAACUCUGAACAGUUCCAACUUCUCUCGACGAGGCAUCCUAUUGAACGUUUUGAUCGUGAAAUUGAACCCAGAUUUCCGGGAUUUCUCUCAUCUUCUUCCGAUGCAGAGCUCUCUGAAGAGCAAUUAACUAUUUACUUUAUUUGGGGGGUUCUCCCCGAAGACAAUGGAUACGGGUUGGACCCACAUGACAAUGGUGCACUUCAAUUUGAUAAAGACUUUUCUCUUGAGCAACCCAAAAGUCAAAAAUGGAUGAGAAAAUUGUGCUCCAAACUCAAGAAACAAAGUUUCUAUAACCAAGUUUCCAACACGGUCGUGGGUGCUCAUUAUGAUUCUUGCUUCAUGGACACGAUGCAAAAGUGGAUGAAGAGGGAUUGUCAACAUGUAUUUAUAAAAAACGAGACUUACAAACCAUGUUGCAAAUCGUCGAAAUUUCCAUACGACGCUGAAGUCUUUACUAAAUGUGUCGAAGUGGCGGCCCGUGAUCUUUACAGAACUCCUACAGCUUACUUCCAACCAGACAUUGCUGGUCCAAAGUUUUUUAUUUUAAGAGAAAAUUCGAACAAUUCACACGAAUCUGCUGAAAAUUCCGGUCAUUUGGCUACAUUUACUCUACGAGUCCGCACCAACAUUACCUUCUCGCUGAGUUAUGAGAAAAUGUACGAGUUUUACCAAACGUUAGAAACUUUCUAUCAAACAGAAGUACAAGACAAAGUACCCAGCGGACUAGACCACGGAUUCUUCAUUUCGGCGCAUUUAGACUUUUUUGAUUUGCAAAAUAGUUUACUAAAUGACACGUGGAUGAGUGUGCUGAUAUCUGCAGGAUUGUGCUUCGGAUUUUUAUGGAUUUUUAGCAGAAGUUUCCUCGUAUCAGUAGGAGCUGUUCUUUGCAUUGUUACAAUUGUGAUUGUGUCCUCGGCUGUGCUGAUUUCGGUCUUCAACUGGAAAUUGGGAGUGUUCGAGUCCAUCGCUGUUACAGUAGCUGUUGGCUUAUCAGAUUUCACUGCUCACCACUCGCUCGAGUUCUCCAAAAGAAAGUCUGUCCUGAAAAUGACAUCGCCCACAUUUUUCUCAGCCAUGACCACGAUUACCAUCGGUCUCUCAAUGCUACUGUUCUCUAAUGUUUUGGUGUACCAACAAAUCGGAGCUUUCUUCACCGUUCUUAUAUUUAUCAGUUGGCUGUAUUCGGUCUUUUUCCUAAGUCCAAUUUUGGAUCUCUUUGAAAAGAUGAAGGAUCUGUGUAUCUCAAUUUGCCGUCUGUAUUUUGCUGAUGGGUAUGGUGGGAGUGGAAGACAGUUUAAUGGGAAUUACCACAGUCACCGUCGUCGGAGUAACAGUAGAACCAGUGAUCAUCAUGGUCGAGGAGUCGCGGAUAGUGCUAGCAGUGGGAUGGAUAAUGUAAGCGCUGUCGUAUUUUCUAAUCCGAUGGCCAGCAAUGACUCACGAAGAAAUAGCAACGAGGAGUUGGAAGAAGGGGAAGAAGAAUCAAUUCGAAUUCCACAGAAUCUCUUUUCCGUUUCCAGAUGCAACCUAAAUAGUCCAAAUUCUGCUGAAUAUCCUGCUGAAGAACCAAGUGCAAUAAUUGAAAAGGUUAAAUUGCUUAAAAAAGUCGCAGCUGAAACUAGUGUUUGAUUGACUCACACUAAAAAUCAGCGUUUUAAAAAUAGCCUUUUAAUUCAUAACAUUUUACAGAGUUUUUAUUUUUUAUGUGUGUAUAUACGCAUUUUAACCUUUUUAAAGUUCAGACAGUAGAAAUAGAAAUGUACACUUAGCUGUUUAAUUUUUUAUAAUCUCAAAUUAUUUAACUUUAACUUGCGACUUUUUUAAACAGAAUUGUUUUGUAUUACUUCAAAAAUCUCAUAUCCAGCAUUGAACUCCUUAUUGUGUUCUUGAGGGCGUGGUUCAAUAGAAAGGUUAAGGUUCUGCGAAAACCAAAGAACCUUUUGAACCACGCCCUUGAGGAAAACAAUAAAUACUUUAUUAUACUAUGUAUAAUAAUGUAGGUAAGUUGUUUUAAUUCUGGACAUGGGAUACAAGUAGGACUGCAGAACCGUGGGGACGACGCAAUGUCCUCACAUUCCCAAUUCUUGAAGUGCUAUAUGAAGUGUCACUCCACCAAUUCCUUAUAAUUUACAAUAUUACUUACUAUCCCCACACUGUCCCCACGAUUCCACAGCCCUACACAGUUUUCAACUAGAAAUUUAUUACCUUCUUAAUUCAACACACAGCAAACAGAUUCAUUUAUAUAGUCAUUAAACAUAUUUAUAUCUAUGUCAAUGGAAUAAUGUAAAUGGAGUAAAUUUGAUGCGAUUUUUACCAAUGA